Aphis gossypii (cotton aphid) is the source of this 1758-nucleotide messenger RNA. RefSeq names its product piggyBac transposable element-derived protein 4-like. The record is from RefSeq and is a predicted model, not a curated record. The coding region runs from base 1 to 1758 and encodes 585 amino acids. The transcript is spliced from 3 exons. Lineage: Eukaryota; Metazoa; Arthropoda; Insecta; Hemiptera; Aphididae.
AUGGACGAAAUUGAGAGACGGCGGAUUGAGUGUCUAUUAGAAAGCACAGAAGAAGACGAUUUAUUAGGAGGCUUUUCAAGUGAUGAUAAUGAUGAAAAUACACCAACAUAUGAACCUCAUGACCAAAAUACGGAUACAGAACAGUCAAUGUCUAGUACAAGUUCUAUCGGAAAUAUUUCUAAUGAAUCAGAUUCUGAAUAUUCGUACCAUGAAUCUGACGAUGAUUUACCUAUAUCUAUGAGACGCAAAUUUUUUAUUGGAAAAGACUGGACAAAAUGGAAUAGAAAACCAAAUGUUCGUGUAAGAAUCGCGAAUUCUAAUAAAGUUACAGAAAAAUCAGGAGUUAAGCUUUUAGCUAAAAGUGCAAAAACAAUUUUGGAGUGUUGGAUGUUAUUUUUUUCAAAUGAAAUGUUGGAGCAUAUAGUAAAAAUGACGAAUAUAUAUAUUGAUAAAGUUCGACCUAAUUACAAUCGAGAAAGAGAUGCUUCGGAAACAUGUGUUCGCGAAAUCAAAGCACUUUUGGGGAUAUUAUAUACAAUUGGAGCAAUAAAAUGUAAUCACAGAUCCACUGAGGAUCUUUGGAAAAUAGAUGGGUGUGGAGUAGACAUUUUAGCAUGUGUUAUGUCGGAGCAUAGAUUCCGUUUUUUACUUCGUUGUAUACGAUUUGAUGAUAUCCGAGGAAGAGACGUAAGAAAAAAAAUUGAUAAUAUGACUCAUAUUCGACAUAUAUUUGAUUUAUUUGUAAAUAAUUGUAAAAAUACAUAUACUGUUUCCGAAUACUGCACGAUUGACGAAAAAUUACAAUCAUUCAGAGGUCAUUGUUCUUUUAGAGUAUACAUGCCAAAUAAGCCCGCAAAAUAUGGACUAAAAAUGUUUGCAUUAGUGGAUAGUAUUAAUUAUUACACACUCAAUAUCGAACUUUAUGCUGGUAAACAACCAGAUGGUCCAUUUUUAGUUGAUAAUGCUGCAUCUUGCGUUGUAAAACGAUUAGCAAACCCAAUUUUGAAUACUGGUAGAAAUAUUACAUUUGACAAUUGGUUUACUAGUUUUCCAUUGGCAGACUAUUUACUCAAAAAUAAAACAACUAUAGUAGGCACAGUUCGAAAAAAUAAAAGAGAAAUCCCUCCCGAAUUUCUCAUUUCAAAAGGUCGUGACUUAUACUCAUCAUAUUUUGGUUUUUCCAAAAAUAAAUCAAUCGUAUCGUAUAAAGCUAAAUCAAAUAAAAUAGUUUUGAUAGCUUCGACAAUGCACAAUGAUAAGGCUAUAGAUAUAAAUACUGGAGAAAAAUUAAAGCCGGAAAUGAUUACAUUUUACAAUUCGACCAAAAGUGGUGUAGAUACUAUGGAUUGGAUGACCGAAAACUACAGCGUGGCAAGACAUAGUGCUCGUUGGCCUCUUACAGUAUUUUAUUCUCUACUCAAUAUCGGAGGACUAAAUUCAAUGAUUGUGUACCAAGAAAAUACGCAAGUAAAGAAGACACGUUUAGAAUUUUUGAAAUCAUUGGGUAGGCAACUUAUGGAGAAUCAACUAAAGUACAGAAUGACAAUUAGCAGUCUGCCCAGACCACUAAAAACAAGACUUCAAAAUUACGUUACGGUUGAAAGAGAAGUGCUCCCUCAAAAGUUGAGAAGUUCGAACCGAUGUGCUUUUUGUGAAAGAGCGAAAGACAAAAAAACCACUAAAGUGUGCACCAAUUGCAUAAAGCCUAUAUGUAGAGAUCACUUAAUAGAAAUUUGCCCAGAUUGUUUUACAUUAUAA